AUUAGAGUGAUUUAUAAUGAUUGGAUGGCAGAAGAAGUAAAGACUCUGACACCUACUGUGGCAUGGGAGGCAAUUGAUCCACAACUUAUUCAGCAUUCUUUUAAAUAUUGCGGUAUAUCUGUUGUUAUGGAUAGGUUAAAAGAAAACCUGAUUUUUGACUAUGAUAGAGUUGAGAUAACAAAAUUGCGAACAAGUAAUUAUAUUUAUGACAAUGACGAAGGUGGUGAUGAUGAAGGUGACGAUGAUGGUGAUAACGAAGAUGAUGAUGAUGGUGAUAAUAAAGGUGAUGAUGAUGGUGAUAACGAAGAUGAUAAUGAUGGUAAUGAUAAGGGUGGCAAUGAUAAUGAUAAGGGUGGAGAUGAUAAUUUUGAAGAAGGAUCAAGUACCCAAAAAGAGAAGAUGAUUAAUAUAGAAUUUUUAGAACCCUAUAUAGAAACAGAAAAUUUAGAGGAAUUUGAGAGUUAUUAUACAUCCCAAGAAAUGA
Messenger RNA from Ambispora gerdemannii, 484 nucleotides. The record is from the annotation of a GenBank genome assembly. Lineage: Eukaryota; Fungi; Glomeromycota; Glomeromycetes; Archaeosporales; Ambisporaceae.